AUGUCAGAACAGAAUUCAGCCACUAAAGAGCAGCUUACGAAUACAAUAAAUCUUCUACACACUAUCUUCGAAUCCCAUGUAUUCAUUGCAACCUGUCGAGGUUAUUGGGAUAGGAUGGGACAGGAUGUUCUUAGUUUUUUGGAAAACAGGAAAGAGAACAGGGCGUGGUAUAAGGGUUCAAGAAUUGCCGUCUCUAUUCUGGAUGAUACCUUUGCAUCUCAGAUGCAGCAGCUACUAGGGAAUGCCCUUCAAGAGAAAGAACUGGAGCCACCAAGGUCCAUAGUUGAAGUGCGUUCAAUUCUUUGCAAAGAUGCUCCGAGUAACAAGGGCAACAAUUACUACUAUUAG
Molecule: messenger RNA, 348 nt
Organism: Ilex paraguariensis (yerba mate)
Lineage: Eukaryota; Viridiplantae; Streptophyta; Magnoliopsida; Aquifoliales; Aquifoliaceae
Source: the annotation of a GenBank genome assembly